AGCUGUCAGCGCAGCUGGCCUCAGGAGAAGGGCGCUUGCGGCAAGGCGAGCAACCUUGACCGGCCGCGGCCUGCCCUCCCCUUGCGCGUCGCAUUUACACCGCGCCUCCCGAGGAGGCCAGCGGCAGCGGUAGCAGCGCCCAGCGCGCACCACAGCCAGCGGCGAGCGGCGAGCGGCGAGCGGCGAGUUCUUUAAGGAAGCGGCAGGCCGCCUUUGCCCGGCUUGGCUUGGAGUGGGAGUCGAGUGGCUUGCCUUCUCGGAGAAGACAAGCGAGCAUUCUUGUCUUCCUCGCUCUCUCCUGCUUUCCUUCCUGUCCUGUUUCUACUUUCUACUAGUAGUAGCAGCAGCCAGCAGCCAGCAGCCAGCCGCCGCCUCUGCCUGUGCGGGAGGAGGAAGAGGGAGGAGGAAGCAGGGUUGGGAGAGGGAGGGAGAGAUGAGCGUGACCAAGUUCAUCAAGUGCGUGACGGUGGGCGACGGCGCGGUGGGCAAGACCUGCAUGCUCAUCUGCUACACCAGCAACAAGUUCCCCACGGACUACACCCCCACGGUGUUCGACAACUUCAGCGCCAACGUCUCCGUGGAUGGCAACAUCGUCAACUUGGGGCUCUGGGACACUGCUGGGCAAGAGGACUACAGCAGGCUGAGGCCACUGAGCUACAGGGGGGCAGACGUGUUCGUGCUGGCCUUCUCCCUGAUCAGCAGGGCAAGCUAUGAGAAUGUUCUUAAGAAGUGGGUGCCAGAGUUGCGCAGAUUUGCACCCAAUGUUCCAGUUGUUCUUGUUGGGACCAAGUUAGAUCUCCGUGACCACAGAGCCUACCUUGCUGACCAUCCCGGAGCUUCAACAAUCACAACAGCACAGGGUGAAGAACUGAGGAAGCAGAUUGGUGCUGCAGCUUACAUCGAGUGCAGUUCCAAAACGCAACAGAAUGUCAAGGCUGUCUUUGAUACUGCCAUCAAAGUGGUCCUUCAGCCCCCUCGGAGAAGGGAGGCAAUGCCUGCUAGGAGGAAAAGUAGGCGCGGCUCCGGAUGCUCCAUUAUGAACCUGAUGUGUGGCAGCACGUGUGCUGCUUAGGAGGUCGAGGCCUCGAGGGAGUUGAAAACGUGAAUGUGUGUAUCUGUUGUGUACUUGUGGGCUUGUGGCAAGUGAAUUUGCUAUAGACUGGGACAGCAUGGAUACCUGCUGCUCUUGCUUUUCCUUGGCUCUUCAAUAUGCUUGGGUUUUUAGGCUUAGUGCGUCAGGACUGACUGACCAGACUUCAGUGUCAUGUAAGAAGUUUGUUAGACGAGGAUUGCUGUAAUGUUUUGCAAGAGGGAUGUGGUAUAAGUACUUAGUACUAAGAUAAAGACCAGUCCUAAUGAAAGUUUCCUGGUAUUAAAUUCUAUGCCACGUU
Molecule: messenger RNA, 1391 nt
Organism: Panicum virgatum (switchgrass)
Lineage: Eukaryota; Viridiplantae; Streptophyta; Magnoliopsida; Poales; Poaceae
Product: rac-like GTP-binding protein 2
Exons: 8
Coding region: 434-1072 (212 amino acids)
Biological process (GO): small GTPase-mediated signal transduction; cortical cytoskeleton organization; establishment or maintenance of cell polarity
Cellular component (GO): plasma membrane; cytoskeleton; cytoplasmic vesicle
Molecular function (GO): protein kinase binding; GTP binding; GTPase activity
Source: RefSeq, a predicted model, not a curated record